GUGGACAAGGUAGAGGCAUUCAAGUACAGCCAGAGCACCAGGGACUGCCUACAUGCCAAGUACAACACCCACACCUGUGCCACUGUGGUGGGGGACCACGAGUGGGGUCACCUCCAGAUGGAUGCCACCUCCCUCUACCUGCUCAUGCUGGCACAAAUGACGGCCUCAGGCCUCCACAUAAUCCACAGCCUGGAUGAAGUCAACUUUAUCCAGAACCUCGUGUUCUACAUUGAAGCAGCCUACAAAACUGCGGACUUUGGGAUAUGGGAGCGUGGGGACAAGACGAACCAGGGCAUCACCGAAUUGAAUGCCAGCUCUGUUGGCAUGGCCAAGGCUGCCCUGGAGGCACUGGAUGAGCUGGAUCUCUUUGGAGCAAAGGGAGGCCCGCAGUCGGUGAUACGGGUGUUAUCAGAUGAGGUGCAGCACUGCCAGUCCAUCCUCCACUCGAUGCUGCCCAGGGCCUCCACGUCCAAGGAGGUGGACGCCAGCGUGCUCUCUGUCAUCUCCUACCCAGCGUUUGCUGUGGAGGACAGUGAGCUGGUGGAAAUCACCAAGCAAGAGAUCAUCACGAAGCUGCAGGGGCGCUACGGCUGCUGCCGCUUCCUCCGGGAUGGAUACAGGACCCCCAAAGAGGACCCCAGCCGCUCCUACUAUGAACCUGCUGAGCUGAAGCUGUUUGAGAACAUCGAGUGUGAGUGGCCUCUCUUCUGGGCAUACUUGAUCAUUGAUGGGAUUUUCAGUGGAAACAUGGAGCAGGUGCAGGAGUACAGGGAAGCCCUUGAGGGAAUUCUCAUCAAGGGGAAGAACGGGGUGCGCCUGGUGCCAGAGCUGUACAGUGUACCUCCAGAUAAGGUGGAUGAGGAGUACAGGAACCCCCACACUGUGGACAGGAUACCCAUGGGCAAGCUGCCACUCAUGUGGGGACAGUCCCUCUACAUCCUGGGCUGCCUGAUGGCUGAGGGUUUUCUAGCUCCUGGGGAAAUAGAUCCCCUCAACCGCCGUUUUGCCACUGUCCCCAAGCCCGAUGUGGUGGUCCAAGUGUGCAUCCUGGCAGAGACCGAGGGGAUCAAGGCCAUCCUGAAGAAGGAGGACAUUGAUGUGGAGACUGUGGCAGAAGUUUACCCUAUCAGAGUGCAGCCUGCUCGCAUCCUCAGCCACAUCUACGCCCGACUGGGUCGCAACAAGCAGAUGUGCCUGACGGGACGCCCCUACCGGCACAUGGGCGUCCUUGGGACCUCCAAGCUCUACAAAAUCAGGAAGAACAUCUUUACCUUUACCCCCCAGUUCAUAGACCAGCAGCAGUUCUACCUGGCUCUCGACAACAAGAUGAUUGUGGAGAUGCUUAGGACGGACCUCUCGUACCUCUGCAGCCGUUGGAGGAUGACUGGGCGGCCGACCAUCACCUUCCCUGUCUCCCACACCAUGCUUGAUGAAACCGGCAGCAGCGUGCACCCCACGGUUCUGGCGACGCUGCGGAAGCUGCAGGACGGGUAUUUCGGUGGGGCAAGGAUCCAGACGGGUAAGUUGUCGGAGUUCCUGACAACGUCAUGCCGAACACAUCUCAGCUUUAUGGACCCUGGGCCAGAGGGUAAGGUCUUUACCAAGAAUUACGAGCUCAGCAUUGGCAGCUUUGAGGAGCUAGACCCCGAGGAGCGGCUGCAUGGCUUGCAGGUAGCAGAGGAUGCGGACACGUAUGACGAGGUUGCUCAGUACUUGGACCAUCUGCUGCAGCGAACAGUUCCCCAGUCAAACCUCCCUCCCACUGCCCAGCGGGGAGGGCUGAGCCGCUUCCGUGCUGCUGUCCACACCACCCGUGACCUCAUGUCCCUGGCGUCCAAGGCCAAGGACCUUCAUGUCCAGAAUGUUGGGAUGUAUGUCCCCAGCAAGAUCUUCCAGGCGUCCCAGCAGUCGGUCAAGCUGCUGAGUUCACCCCACCAGCAUGACAUGGAUGGCAAGAGCCACGCACUCUAUGCGGAGAUGAACCUGCCCCGUGAUCAGGAUGGCAACGUGGACUGCAAGGCACUGGUGGACCAGCUGCGCAUCUGCCCCACGCUGCAGGAGCAAGCAGACAUCCUUUACAUGCUCCACAUCCUCAAGGGACCCGAGUGGCACACGGGGCUUGACAGCGAGCCUGGCCCCACCGUCAAGGAGCUCCUCACCGAGCUGUACGUGCGGGUGGGGGACACGCGCCAGUGGGCCCUGAUCCGUUACAUCUCUGGCAUCCUCAAGAAGAAGGUGGAAGCUCUGGAUGAGGCCUGCACUGACCUCCUGUCUCACCAGAAGCACUUGACAGUGGGGCUGCCCCCAGAGCCACGUGAGAAGACUAUCUCUGCCCCCAUCCCCUAUGAGAAGCUCGUUCGCCUCAUUGAUGAAGCCAGUGAGAAGAACCUCAGUGUGUCCAUACUCACCCAGGAGAUCAUGGUGUAUUUGGCCAUGUACAUACGCACGCAGCCAGCGCUCUUCGUUGAGAUGUUCCGCAUCCGCAUUGGGCUCAUCAUCCAGGUGAUGGCAACGGAGCUGGCGCACUCCCUGCGCUGCUCAGCUGGAGAAGCCACCGAGAACCUGAUGAAUCUCAGCCCAUCGGACAUGAAGAGCCUCCUCUACCAUAUCCUCUCUGGCAAGGAGUUUGGGGUAGAAAAGAGCGUGCGAUCGGUCGACUCGUCGCUCACCACUGCUAUCUCCAUCUGUGAGCUGGGGGCUGUUGGGGCCACCAAGCCUGAGCGUGCUGGCAUCGUCAGGCUAAAAAGUGAGAUCAAACAGCAAUUGGAUAAACGUAGGCAGUCUCUGACUGGGAGUAAGCCCCUCAGUCUGCAGACCGAGGAUGCUGACCUGAAGUCCUCUCUGUCCACUGGGCACUCAGAGCUGCUGGGCAAAGGCUCCUUUUCAAGCAUGCUGGAAGAGCAGGGCAGUAAGGACAGUCGCCAAGGCCAGUGGCAGCGGAGACGGCGGCUGGAUGGAGCCCUCAACCGUGUCCCUGUAGGCUUCUACCAGAAGGUCUGGAAGGUCCUGCAGAAGUGCCAUGGUCUCUCUGUGGAGGGCUUUGUUCUCCCCUCUUCAACAACCAGAGAGAUGACCCCAGGGGAAAUGAAGUUUGCUGUGCACGUGGAGUCGGUACUGAACCGUGUGCCCCAGCCAGAGUACAGGCAGUUGCUGGUGGAGGCUAUCUUGGUGCUCACCAUGCUGGUGGACAUGGAGGUGCACACCAUCGGCAGCAUAAUAGCUGUGGAAAAGAUCUUGCAGACAGCCAAUGACCUCUUCUAUGAGGAGCAGAAAGCCCUGGGUGCUGACGACCACAUGCUGGAGAAGGAUCCCACCACGGGCAUCUGCAGCUUGCUGUAUGACAGUGCACCGAGCGGUCGCUUUGGCACUAUGACCUACCUGUCCAAGUCGGUGGCCAUCUACGUGUACGACCUCCUGCCUACCGACGGCUGCUCCAUGCAGUAG
Antrostomus carolinensis (chuck-will's-widow) is the source of this 3444-nucleotide messenger RNA. RefSeq names its product phosphorylase kinase regulatory subunit alpha 1 (gene PHKA1). The annotation marks the transcript as partial. The record is from RefSeq and is a predicted model, not a curated record. The transcript is spliced from 30 exons. NCBI's taxonomy places the organism in Eukaryota, Metazoa, Chordata, Aves, Caprimulgiformes, Caprimulgidae. Gene Ontology annotation, cellular component: phosphorylase kinase complex. Gene Ontology annotation, biological process: glycogen metabolic process. Gene Ontology annotation, molecular function: calmodulin binding.